GUCCAGCUCCCUCCCCAGACUGCUGGCCUCCCAGACGGUGGCGGGGCCGGACUGGCGUGGCUGAGGGGACAAGACCAAGGCAGGAGAGAACCGGCUGGCCGGGAGAGCUCCACACAUCCAGCAAAAUGCUGUCCUGGCGGCUGCAGACGGGCGCGGAGAAGGCCGAGCUGCAGGAGCUCAACGCCCGGCUCUAUGAGUACGUGUGCCGGGUGCGGGAGUUGGAGCGCGAGAACCUGCUACUCGAAGAGGAGCUGCGCGGCCGGCGCGGGCAGGAGAGCCUGUGGGCCGAGUGGCAGGCCCGCUUCGCCGAGGAGGCGCGCGACUUGCGGCAGCAGUUGGACGAGCUGAGCUGGGCCACGGCGCUGGCGGAGAACGAGCGCGAUGCGCUUCGACGCGAACUGCGGGAGCUGCAGCACCUGGACGCGGAGGCGCGAGCCGCCCGCGGCCGCCUGGACACCGAGCUGAGCGCGCAGCGACGGGAGCUGCAGGAGGCGCUGGGCGCGCGCGCCGCCCUCGAGGCGCUGCUGGGCCGGCUGCAGGCCGAGCGCCACGGCCUCGACGCGGCCCACGAGCGCGACGUGCGGGAGCUGCGCGCGCGCGCCGCCGGCCUCACCAUGCACUACCGCGCCCGCGCUGCCGGCCCCGCCGAGCCCUCCCGGCGCCUGAGGGAGGUGCACGACAGCUACGCGCUGCUGGUGGCCGAGUCGUGGCGGGAGACCGUGCAGCUGUACGAGGACGAGGUGCGCGAGCUGGAGGAGGCCCUGCGGCGCGGCCAGGAGAGCCGGCUCCGGGCGGAGGAGGAGACGCGGCUGUGUGCGCAGGAGGCGGAGGCGCUGAGGCGCGACGCUCUGGAGUUGGAGCAGCUGCGCGCGCGCCUGGAGCAGGAGCUGCUGCGGAUGCGGGAAGAGUACGAGCUACAGGCGGAGGAGCGGCAGAGAGUGAUCUAUUGCCUGGAAGAUGAGAAGGAGAACCUCACCUUGGCCAUGGCUGACCGGCUGCGAGACUAUCAGGAGCUCCUGCAGGUGAAGACUGGCCUCAGUCUGGAGGUGGCCACUUACCGGGCCUUAUUGGAAGGAGAAAGCAAUCCAGAGAUAUUGAUUUGGACUGAGCAUGCUGAAAAUGUGCAACCAGAAUUCAGAAGCAAGGCCUAUCAAUAUACUGACUCAGUAUUACAAAGGGAAAAUCAAAGAAAUCUGUUCUCAAGGCAGAAAGCAACUUUGGCAAGUUCAAUUCCCAGCUCGGCAGUCUACUCCCACCGGUCCGGAUACCUUGGAUCUCAGACAACAAUGUCUACUGGAGGUGCUGCCAAAAGGGGCUCGGAAUACCCUUCCCUGGCCCCUACCUGGCACGAAAAUUCUUACAGAAAAAUUGUCAAUGGUCAAACCAGCUUCAGAACUUUUUCUCCAACCUAUGGUCUUUUAAGAGAUACUGAAACUCAAGUGAAAACGUUCACAGAAAGACCAAAAGCUGAAGAUACAAGGGACGCCCCCACUUACUUAGCCAAAGAUACUACAGUUGCCCAGGAGUCACAGCGAGACAACGUGGCAGCAGGUGCUCCCAGAAGCACUCAGUUAAAUGAGAGGACUGUCACUUUGGGAAAGAAAACAGAAGUGAGAACCACAAGGGAGCAAGAAGGAAGCAAACCAGGAACCAUCAGAAAAAAGCAAGAAGAGAAAAUGUUUGAUUCUAAAGAGAAGGCUUCAGAGGAGAGAAAUUUAAGAUGGGAAGAACUGACAAAGUUAGAUAAAGAAGCAAGAGAGAGAGAGAGCCAGCAAAUGAGGGAAAGGGCUAAAGGGAAGGACUCACUGAAGGAGAAGAGUGUGAGAGAAAGAGAGGUGCCGAUUAGUGUAGAAGUAUCCCGGGACAGCAUACCAGAGACGUCCCCUAAAAGUCUGCAGACGCAGAUGCCAGGAAAGGAGGAUACUGGUGACGGUGCAGGUACAGGUGGAGAGGUGGACACCAGAGAGGCACGGUUCAGGUUGGGCACUGGUGAUACCACCAGCUCUCUGACAGGUGAUUCCAUGACAGAAACCAUAGCAGAAAACAUCGUUACCAGCAUCCUUAAGCAGUUUAGUCAGUCUCCAGAUACAGAAGCAACUGUUAAUUCUUUUCCAGACACAAGAGUCACUUACAUGGAGAGGAGAGAGCUUCCUGGUGAAAGGAAAACAAAGACCGAAAUAGUUGUGGAGUCUAAACUGACUGAAGAUGUUGAUGUCUCCGAUGAGGCUGGCCUGGACUACCUUUUAAGCAAGGAUAUUAAGGAAGUGGGGCUGAAAGGAAAAUCAGCUGAGCAGAUGAUUGGAGAUGUAAUCGAACGAGGUCUGAAAGGGAAGGAGGGGAGAGCAAAGGUGGUCAAUGUGGAGAUCGUGGAAGAGCCUGUGAGCUACCUAGCUGGUGACAAGGCAGAGGUGUUCUCUGUCCCAUUCAAGGUGGAGGAGGUUGAUGAUAUGUCUCCCGGCGCCAAGGGGCUUGUUGAGGAAGAGGAGAGUUACGAAGAAACCGACGUCACAUUCUCAGUUACUCAACGUCAAAGGACCAGGCAGCCUCAGGAGAAGGUAGCUCACGUUGAAGAAGUGACAGAGGCAGGUGACUCAGAGGGAGAGCAGAGUUAUUUUGUGUCGACUCCAGAUGAACACCCUGGGGACCAUGAUAGAGAUGACAGCUCCGUGUACGGGCAGAUCCACAUCGAGGAGGAAUCCACCAUCAGGUACUCUUGGCAAGAUGAAAUUGUGCAGGGGACGUGGAGGAGAAAAAAAAGGGAUGAUGAGGUCGGUGAGAAGGUUGUGCAGCCCCUGGAUGUUCCAGCACCUUCUCUGGAAGGGGAUGCAAGUUCUGUUCACUGGAAAGAACAAGCUAGAAGUGGUGAAUUUCAUGCUGAACCAAUAGUCAUUGAAAAGGAGAUUAAAAUACCACAUGAGUUCCACACCUCCAUCAAGGGCAUGUCCUACAAGGAGCCCCGGCACCAGCUUGUGGAGGUGAUCGGGCAGCUGGAAGAAACCCUUCCGGAGCGCAUGAAGGAAGAACUGUCCGCCCUAACUAGAGAGGGACUGGGUGAGUCAGGGGGCGUUUCAGUCGAUGUAAAGAAAGUCCAGACCUCUGGUGGUGGUUCUGUGUCCUUGGUGGCUGAAGUCAGCCUCUCUCAGACUGUGGAUGCUGAUCAGUUAGACCUGGAGGAGCUGAGCAAAGAUGAAGCCGGAGAAAUAGAGAAAGCCGUGGAGUCAGUGGUGCUAGAGAGCUUGACCAAGCGACAUGGCUCAGCACCAGGAAGCCCAGGCAGGGAAGGCAGAGUGGAGGCCUCGGCUGUUGGCAUCAAGCGAUGGGCCACCAGGGAACUGUACAGCGCCUCUGGUGAGAGUGGGGGAGCUGGCGGGGCCCCCGACAGCAGGGAACAGCUCGCUUCCCACGGCCCAGUGUCAGCCACUGUAGAAGUCAGCAGCCCCAGGGCCUUUGCUCAGUCACACGUGCUGGAGGAUGUGAGUCACUCUGUAAGGCACAUUAAACUAGGUCCCACUGAGAUCUGGAGGACUGAGCAAGUCUCGCAGGGAGGACCCACUACAGGAGUGGUGGAGGUAAGUGGGGGAGGUAACCUCAGGCAGGCAGUGAGCUUCACCGGAGUGUCUGGUCCCCAUCAGAGUCAAGCAUCCAAAGAAGCCUUCUUCCAAGGCCCUGCCCCUGCCUGUCAGGAGGUGGGAGGCACAGAAGACGUAGGCCCAGCAGAGUUUUCCACAGACACUCCCGACAUAUCAGGGAGGCACAGCACAUAUGGCCCCAACCAGUUUCAUGCUGAAAAGGAAAUUACCUUUCAGGGUCCCAUUUCUGCGGCAGGGAAGGCUGGUGAUUCCUCUGCAGGGGAAGAGGCAGUGGGUAUCCACACUUCCGUGAGGCACCUUCAGUUAGGCCCUAAAGGACGGUUCACUGAGCAAAUCCAGUUUGUAGCCCCACUUCCAGGCAGAAUGGAGUCAGGUGUCACUGAAGAUUCCGUGCCCACAGAAGAGUUCCCAGGGAAUGACAUGUCCAUCAGACGUGUCCGUAUUGAACCCCAGAGGCAUCAAACCACUGAGCAGAUAGUUUACCAUGGGCCAGUCCCCCAGCACGUGGAAUUUAGUGCUUCAGAAAGCAGCACUGUCUGCAGAGAGGGCUCGGCAGAUGUGACCCAGGCCACUUGUAGUUACACAUUGGGGGGUAAAGCCCUAAUGACUGAAAAGAGUGCCCUCCAAAGGGUCAUUUCCAAAUCUUCUCAAGACGAUAAUGUGGAAGACAUGUCAGAGGCAAAAGUGACAUCGGGCAUUAGCAGAUCCUUUAGGCACAUUCAACUAGGUCCUCUUCCUGGUUCAGCAGACCCCCUUGAGCUGGGUGGUUUAGUGGAUGGCGGUGGAACACUAAGGCACAUUGCCCUGGGGCCCAAAGAAACUUCAUUUACCUUUCAGAUGGAUGUGAGUCACAUAGAGGCCACCCCCCGCUGGACACAAAAGGCAGGAAUGGAAGCAGAUGAUCACAGUAUGUCUGACCGUGGUGCCUGGAGAGACACGGACAGUAGGAAUGACCAGGCAGCCAGCGCGAGCUUUACCGCCCCUGGGGGAGCUGGACACCAGGUCCACGGAGAGCAGGGCAAGGCACAGGCAGAGUUUGAUAAAACGGUGCAGUUGCAGAGAAUGGUAGACCAAAGGUCAGUGAUCUCGGAUGAAAAGAAAGUUGCUCUCCUCUAUCUAGACAAUGAGGAGGAGAAUGAUGGGCAUUGGUUUUGAUGAACAGAAAAUAUUUUGUUUUAAAUGACACCUUAUUUGGUAACAUACCAACAUACAAAGGCCUUAUUUCAAGGGGUGGGGAGAAGCUCACUUGUAAACCCUCCCCCUUUUUUGCUUUCUUUAAAGUUCUCCAGGCAGUGUCAAUUUAUUUUAAAGUUAAUCUAUAAAGGUUUAAAAUUCAUGCUUCAUAAGGCAUUGGCAUUUUAAUUUGAUUUGGGACUUUUACAAAACACUUCUUUUUCCUGAAAAUGUCUCUCCACUUUGGGAGACAAAGUUCUACCACUUCUGCACCUGGUCACAGACAUGGCUUGCAUCUGCUUAAAAACAAUAAUUAUCUUAAGGGCAAGAUGCCUAAACAUUAACCAGAUUAAAGUAAUAUUAUAUUAAAGAGUAAAUUUUGUUUGCAUGUGCUACUAAGAAAUAAUAAACUAACAUUUUAAGGGAAAAAUAAAUAUAUUUUCUUCCAAAGUCUUUCCAAAAAGAAAUCCUUGGAAAUAAGCAGACUGCUUAUGUGAAGAAAAUUUUGCUAAAUGAUUUCAUCUUUAGGAAAAAGUUGCAGAUGGAAUUAAAUGAAUUGCUGUCUAUGUGCAGAACUUUAAAAAAUACAGUAUUUUAUUUAUGGAGAGGACAGCUGUAGUCUAUUAUAACAUUUCAAAUUACAUUUGCACAGCUUCUCCUUCACUGGACCCAUGAAUAGGGGACAUGGUUAUUGGGUGUCACUGAGGGUAUCAUUUCUU
Messenger RNA from Nycticebus coucang (slow loris), 5482 nucleotides. It is a transcript of the gene SYNM, whose product is annotated as synemin. Gene Ontology annotation, cellular component: sarcolemma; neurofilament cytoskeleton; costamere. Gene Ontology annotation, molecular function: structural constituent of cytoskeleton; intermediate filament binding; vinculin binding. The transcript has 4 exons. Lineage: Eukaryota; Metazoa; Chordata; Mammalia; Primates; Lorisidae. Gene Ontology annotation, biological process: intermediate filament cytoskeleton organization; fast-twitch skeletal muscle fiber contraction. The record is from RefSeq and is a predicted model, not a curated record. Bases 126 to 4745 code for a protein of 1539 amino acids.